Messenger RNA from Vicia faba (fava bean), 1074 nucleotides. Lineage: Eukaryota; Viridiplantae; Streptophyta; Magnoliopsida; Fabales; Fabaceae. The record is from the annotation of a GenBank genome assembly.
AUGGCUUCCAAUUCGCAAAAGGAUAUUCCGUCUGAUGACAAAGCUGGUUCAGCAGAGAAUAAAAUUUCCAAAGAUGAAGCAACCGCUAAAGCAACUCCUGGGGCUGGGGCUGGGGCUGUGCCUGGGGCUGGGACUGUGCCUGGGGCUGUGCCUGGGGCUGGUUUUCCAGCUAACCCUUUUGAUUUUUCAGCAAUGAGUGGUCUGCUCAAUGAUCCAAGUAUCAAGGAAUUGGCUGAACAAAUUGCCAAAGAUCCAUCGUUCAAUCAGAUGGCUGAACAACUUCAGAAAACUUUGCAUGGAGCAACACAAGAUGGUGUCCCAAGUUUUGAUAAUCAGCAGUAUUUUUCAACCAUGCAACAGGUCAUGGAGAAUCCUAAUUUUAUGACCAUGGCUGAGCGCCUGGGGAAUGCAUUGAUGCAGGACCCAUCUAUGUCUUCCAUGCUUGAAAAUUUUACCAAUCCGUCAAAUAAAGAUCAGCUCGAAGAGAGAAUGGCACGCAUCAAAGAAGAUCCAUCUUUGAAACAUAUUUUAGAUGAGAUAGAGACUGGUGGUCCCGCUGCAAUGAUGAGAUACUGGAAUGAUGAGGAGGUUUUGAAGAAGUUGGGACUAGCCAUGGGCAUUCCUCCAACCUCUGGAGAGGCAGCUGCCGCAUCUGAAAACUCUGGGCCAGAUGAAACAGAAGAUGUGGGAAACGAAGAUGAAUCAAUUGUUCAUCAUACUGCUAGUGUAGGUGACAUUGAGGGAUUGAAAGCUGCGCUAGCCUCUGGUGCUGAUAAAGAUGAAGAAGAUUCAGAGGGAAGAACUGCUUUGCAUUUUGCUUGUGGUUAUGGUGAGGUGAAGUGUGCGCAAAUUCUCCUAGAGGCUGGAGCUAAAGUAGAUGCUUUGGAUAAGAACAAGAAUACAGCUCUUCAUUAUGCCGCAGGUUAUGGCAGAAAGGAAUGUGUGGCCUUGCUCGUUGAAAAUGGUGCUGCAGUUACUCUGCAGAAUAUGGAUGGAAAAACUCCUAUCGAUGUUGCAAAGCUAAACAAUCAAGAUGAUGUCCUACAGCUGCUCGAGAAAGAUGUUUUCCUGUAA